This is a messenger RNA of Galleria mellonella (greater wax moth), 3213 nucleotides long. RefSeq names its product juvenile hormone esterase-like. Bases 172 to 1863 code for a protein of 563 amino acids. NCBI's taxonomy places the organism in Eukaryota, Metazoa, Arthropoda, Insecta, Lepidoptera, Pyralidae. The record is from RefSeq and is a predicted model, not a curated record. The transcript is spliced from 4 exons.
UAUCUAUUUUUAUUUUAAUAUGGCUAUAUUACAGUAUUUUAUUAUAAUAUUUUAGUAGUUAUACACGUGUGUUUAUUGGUAUAACGUAUUCUUUACUGUAUUAUUGAAGUUUUAUUAGAACUUUGGUAUUUCAAACGCGAAUAAAUACGAAUUUUCCAUUAUCUAAUUAUUAUGUCUCUAAUUGCUAAGUAUUUGUUCAGCCAAAACAAAAGAUGUGGGAUUCAUUUUAUUCAAAAGAAAAACCUGUCCAGUAAUCCCGUAGUGAGGGUCGAGCAAGGCAAACUGAAAGGUUCAACACAUAAUCUUUUGGAUGGAGCGCCAUAUUACAGCUUCAAAGGCAUACCUUAUGCACAGCCACCUGUUGGAGAGCUGAGAUUUAAGGCACCAUUACCGCCCAAAUCUUGGAAUAAUACUUAUGAAGCCUUAAAACAUGGCCCAGUUUGUCCACAAUUAGACAUGAUAACUUCACGGUUAAUUGAAGGAAAUGAAAACUGUUUAUACCUCAACGUGUACACAAAAUCACUUGCAGCCAGUGACAAAUUACCUGUUAUGGUAUUCAUUCAUGGUGGAGCUUUUUUGAAUGGAUCGGGCAAUUCAGAUGUGUAUGGUCCAGACUUUCUGUUACAGCAUGAUGUUAUACUAGUAACAAUAAACUACCGACUUGAAGUAUUGGGAUUUUUAAAUCUCGACAUUCCUGAAGUACCAGGAAAUGCAGGUAUUAAAGAUCAGGUUGCUGCCCUUAAGUGGAUUAAAACCAAUAUAGACAAAUUCGGUGGUAAUCCAGACAAUAUUACAAUUUUUGGUGAAAGCGCAGGCGCAGCUUCAGUAUUAUAUCAUAUGAUUUCACCAUUAUCAAAAGACUUGUUUAAUAAAGUCAUAGCACAAAGUGGCACAUGUUUAGAAGAUUGGGCGCUGAAUAAAGAUCUAAAACCACGAAGUUUUAGAGUUGGUAAAAUUUUAGGAAAAGAUACUGAUAAUCCGAAAGAAUUACUGAAAUUCCUUCAGAGUCUUCCUGCUAAAAAUCUCGCGGGACUUACCAUUAAAACAAGAACUCAGGAUGAAAAAUAUAGAGGUCUACCUAUAUUUUUUACUCCAACAAUUGAAAAGGAUUUUGAUAAUGUAGAAUCAUUUUUAAAUGUGAAUCCACUCGAUGCUCUUGCUACGGGAAAUAUUAGCAAAGUCCCAAUAAUAGCAGGUUAUAAUUCGGCAGAAUGUAUUUCGAUGUUACCAGUGAUAAUAAAGAAAGCAAAUUAUAGAAGUAAGCAUCCAGAAUAUCUCGUACCCAAAGAAAUUAUGCUCAAUGUAUCUACAGAGAAAAUGAAGGAGUUCGGAAAACGGAUUAACAAGUUUUAUUUUGGUGACAAAGAGUUUACUGCUGAGGAAAUUGAGGCACAAAUCAACAUGUUGUCUGAUGUAAAUUUUACAUAUAAUAAUAAUAGGUUUACGUAUUUGUACAGUACGUCAAAUCAACCGAUUUACAAAUAUGUACUCGAUUACAAUUCUGACUUGAACACUUUUAAGAAACUAGUUGGGAUGUCGCAUCUGAAGGGGACAUGUCAUACGGAAGACCUAUCUUAUUUAUUUUCUAGUAAAUAUACCACCAAGAUAUACAAAGAGCAGGAGAGAGUUAGAGGAUUGGUGUUUACACUAACAAAGUUAUGGACUAAUUUCGCUAAAACUGGUGAUCCAACGCCAGAUCAGAGCCUUGGCGUAAAGUGGCAGCCGUAUACAACAUCGGGCGAGGAAUACUUACACAUUGGGGAGCCCCUGACGCUGGGGCAUGCCGCCAACCGAGAGAGAACCGAAUUCUGGAACCAACUGUACUGUGAAGCGGGACUCCCACACAUUGAUACUCACAAGUGAAAGCUAUUUAAAUGAUUUUCCUAAGAGACUAACAUUCCUUCAAGAUCCAUAAUGUUGCGUUUAUAGACGUUGUUAUUUGGAAGAUAUUAUUUUAAAUCUCAUGAUGUGUAAAAAAAUUAUACUGGUAAAAUUACAUCAGCUUCCUAAUUGAUUCAAUCGAAUUCGAAUCUAUUGGAUCAAGCUGGCUCAGAUAUAUUCUUGCUGAGUGCGUUUCCAGUUACACCAAUAGUAUAAUUUAAAAAUAUAAAUAUGAUAGAAUUAUAUAAAAUAUUAAUUUAUAAACCUAAAAUUGUUAAAUAUUAAAAGAAACUAAGUCAAUCCACAAUCAGUGGAUUUUAUACAUAUUCAAUGGCUAUUUUCAAACCAUAAAUUUAGGAAUCAUAUACAAUAAAACUGUCGCGUUGUUACUAAAAUCAAGGAAUUACAUAGGUGUGAUAAAAUUGUCAAUUCACAGCAGGCUAGUGUAUAGAAAAUGUUAUACGGCCAUAUAACCCUACCAAAUUCAGAUACAAACUGCUUGCAUACUUUCUACAUAAACUGUGUCGAACAUAUAAUAUAGUAAUGUAAAAUUUGUUAUUGUUGAAUAUUUGACAUAUCAAACAUUUUCUAUACACUAGCCUGCUAUGAAUUGACAAAAAUAGCAACUGAUGAUGUAUCUUUCGUCCUCUUUUUACUAAUUAUUUUAGCAUAAGCAGAAAGAAGGCAACCAUACAAUUUACAAUUUUUAUUUUAUCAUUCCUCCUACGUAAUUCCCUCUUUGGUAUCUUCCAUCUUUCGUCCUAAAAGAAAAAUUUUAAAGGGCACUGCAACAUUUCUACAUAUUAAACCUAAUUUUUUUUUUUUUUAUCUUAUUACUUAUUACUAGCGGUCGUUCAGUGGUCGAUAUUCGACCGUAACAUAUAUUGUAAUAAAUGAAUUUAUUAUGGUUAUGUUUAACAUUUAGUAAGACUAUAGACAAAUAAUAUUAAAGGCAAGCAAUGUUAAUGAUAUUAUUAAUCGAGAAUUUGACCACAAACUUUAACAAUAAACAAAAGAGUAUAUAUGCAUAUGUGUGUCCGUGUGUGUGUGUGUGUGUGUGUGUGUGUGUGUGUGUGUGUGUGUGUGUGUGUCAAAGACAUGGUAGUGUGUAUGUUUUUUUUUAUUGAUUUAAUAUAUUUUUUAUGCAUAAUUUUAAAAUAAAUAUUAGUAUAUUGCACCUAAAUUCUGCACUCCUUCUUUAUAUAAACUAUAAAUUACAUCCUACUCCGUCCGCGCAGUUUCUGUAAAAAGGGAUAGAAAGUUUUUGCUUCAUAUUUUAAUAUAUAGAUAAUGUACAUAGAUAUUCAAUAAAUAAAUUUAUAUUCAUAAACA